Messenger RNA from Penicillium pulvis, 518 nucleotides. RefSeq names its product 60S ribosomal protein eL29. Gene Ontology annotation, molecular function: structural constituent of ribosome. Bases 47 to 244 code for a protein of 65 amino acids. Gene Ontology annotation, cellular component: ribosome; cytosolic large ribosomal subunit. The record is from RefSeq and is a predicted model, not a curated record. Gene Ontology annotation, biological process: cytoplasmic translation. The transcript is spliced from 4 exons. NCBI's taxonomy places the organism in Eukaryota, Fungi, Ascomycota, Eurotiomycetes, Eurotiales, Aspergillaceae.
ACUCUCCUUAUCCCGUCCACGUCAAUCAGCGACAACAUUCGUCAAGAUGGCCAAGUCCAAGAACGCGUCCCAGCACCACCGCAGCCAGAAGGCUCACCGUAACGGUAUCAAGAAGCCCAAGACCAACCGUUACCCCUCCCUCCGUGGUGUUGACGCCAAGUUCCGCCGCAACCACCGUCACGCCCUGCACGGCACCGCCAAGGCCCUGAAGGAGCGCAAGGAGGGCAAGCGUGAGGUCGCGUAAAUGUCUUUCUGAAUGGGAAAAAAUGAAAACUGGAGAGGAAACCAGUGCGCGCAAGGACAUGGGGAUUACAAUAACGUGCGAUGAUCAAAGAACAUUCGCUGUGUCGAAUAGGCCUGGUUUCUGCUUGUUCCUUGCGCGCUAGCGUCCUGGGUUGUUUGAUAAACAAGAAUCAACAGGCUUAAAUUCGAUAUCCACGCAGCGGUGCCAGUCCCAAAGCGGGACAGCAAUUCCUCCAUCCUCCAUCUUGCUUAUUGUGGUUGACCGCUGCCACUUC